Molecule: messenger RNA, 1574 nt
Organism: Nycticebus coucang (slow loris)
Lineage: Eukaryota; Metazoa; Chordata; Mammalia; Primates; Lorisidae
Gene: UCP1
Product: uncoupling protein 1
Exons: 6
Coding region: 158-1075 (305 amino acids)
Biological process (GO): mitochondrial transmembrane transport; mitochondrial transport; response to cold
Cellular component (GO): mitochondrial membrane
Molecular function (GO): oxidative phosphorylation uncoupler activity
Source: RefSeq, a predicted model, not a curated record
ACUGGGGGAGGAGGAGACCCGGACCAGACCGUGCUCCGCCUGCCGCCGCCGCCGCGCCAGUCCCUGAGGUCGCAGGGAGCAGGUUCCCCCUGGCGGGACAGGCGUGAACAGGCAGCAAAGUAACUCCCCCUUGGCUGGAGCCCCUCGGCCCGCGAAGAUGGUGGGCCUGACAGCCUCCGACGUGCACCCGACCCUGGGCGUGAAGAUCUUCUCAGCGGGGGUGGGGGCCUGCGUGGCAGAUGUGAUCACCUUCCCGCUGGACACCGCCAAAGUCCGGCUACAGGUCCAAGGCGAAUGCCAGACCUCCAGUGCCAUUAGGUAUAAAGGUGUCUUGGGAACAAUCACCACUCUGGCAAAAACAGAAGGGCCAAUGAAACUCUACAGUGGGCUGCCCGCUGGCCUUCAGAGACAAGUCAGCUUUGCCUCUCUCAGGAUCGGCCUGUAUGACUCAGUUCAGGAGUUCUUCACCACCAGGACAGAAAGUAGUCUUGGAAGCAAGAUCUCAGCUGGCUUAACAACAGGAGGAGUGGCAGUGUUCAUUGGGCAGCCCACGGAGGUUGUAAAAGUCAGACUUCAGGCACAGAGCCAUCUACAUGGCCUCCAACCUCGCUAUACUGGGACUUACAAUGCUUACAGAAUCAUAGCAACAACUGAAGGCUUGACGGGUCUUUGGAAAGGGACCACUCCCAAUCUGAUGAGAAAUGUCAUCAUUAAUUGUACAGAGCUAGUAACAUAUGACCUAAUGAAAGAGGUUCUUGUGAAAAACAAAUUACUAGCAGAUGAUGUCCCCUGCCACCUGGUGUCAGCUCUUAUUGCUGGAUUUUGCACAACACUUCUGGCCUCCCCAGUGGAUGUGGUGAAAACCAGAUUUGUUAAUUCUCCACCAGGACAGUACACAAGUGUGCCCAGUUGUGCAAUGACAAUGUUCACUAAGGAAGGACCAACAGCUUUUUUCAAAGGAUUCGUACCUUCCUUCUUGCGACUCGGAUCCUGGAACGUCAUUAUGUUCGUGUGCUUUGAACAACUGAAGCGAGAACUGAUGAAGUCAAGGCAGACCGUGGACUGUGCCACAUAAUGAACUUCAAGGAAAAGAUGUAACUCACCAGUGGGAAUCUUUGCUGACUAGAUCAUACAAUUAAAAACAGAAAGAAAAAAAACCCCAAAUAUUAUUCAGUUUAUUUCACCCUAGAAAGAUAAAGGAAUUCUGUAGGGAGUUUGGAAAUUUUUAUAUAUUAAAAAAGAGGGAAACUAAUACCUGUUUCAUAUAACUUUUAUUCUCAGUGUCUUAAGGAGGAAGAACAGAACAUUCAGUACACAUCCUAGCAAAGGUAAUGUCCAGAUAAGUUACUGCAAUCUACUGUGGAUUUUUAGAGUGAAAUAUUAUGAUUAUGUAUGAAGAACUUUAAAAUGUUUUAAUUAUAAUUCCAACUAGUAGAAAAGAAAAAUGAAGUGAAAUGUAGUUUAUAUUUACGAAUACUUAAAAAAUGAAGUUAUCAAGGAAAACUUAGACUGCUUUUUAUUUAUUAACAAGUUAUCAGUUCAUAUAUUAAAUAAAGUAUUGCUAAUACUUCUAA